This is a messenger RNA of Closterium sp. NIES-65, 7155 nucleotides long. NCBI's taxonomy places the organism in Eukaryota, Viridiplantae, Streptophyta, Zygnematophyceae, Desmidiales, Closteriaceae. The record is from the annotation of a GenBank genome assembly.
AUGUUCACUCUAAAAGUCCAUGCUGACGUGGACGCAAACUCCCAGACCAGUACCGCUGCUGCCGUCACCUCUUACAGCGACGCGGUUCGUCGUGCUACUAACGGGGCCUCGCUUAACGCUGCUAGUAGCACCUCGCCGGCGUCAGAUGCGGAGAAGCUGACACGUGGCCAACGGCCAGGGGAACUCGAAGGUGAAAUCCGCGAAGCUGAGGACCGCGGGGCGGGUGACAACGCGCGAAGUGACAAUAACGAGAGCAUCCCGUUCUCGUCCGGCAAUCCCAAGGUGGAAUCGACACGCGGCGUGAUUCACCUCUACCGCAACACCGCGGAAAGCCCCGGCUCGCUGCAGAACCUGCCGGUAGGAGCUGUUGGGCGCCCACUUGUGCUGUUUGCGAUUUCCCAUGCCUCCUCUUCUCUCCCAUCCACGCCACGGCGCCACGCCAUGCGCCCUCGCUCACCAGCCCGACAGGGGCGUGGAGCCCCCGACAGGGGCAUGGAGCUGUGUGUGCUGGCGGUGCCCACGUACAUGACAGGCGCCGACUUCUGCCAGUUCACUGGCGCACUGCUGGGGGCUAUCGAGAGCAUGCGCAUCUCAACCGCCCCACCAGGAACGACAGCUACAUACAUGCUGCUCAUGCGAAUGAAUGUUGUCGCUCUUUCCCCUGCUUCCGCUGCUGCGCCCUGUCAACCCUACACCAGGAACGACAGCCUAUCAGAGCGCUACAUGGUGCUCAUGCGAAUGAAGUCCCAAGAGGCGGCGGAUGGCUUUUUCCGGCAGUUCAACAACAAACCAUUUUCCUCCAUGGAGGUGCGCCCCUCCCUCCCUCUCCCUCUCUCACACCUCCACAACAAGCCCUCCCUACCCACAACAAGCCCUCCCUACCCACAACAAGCCCUCCCUACCCACAACAAGCCCUCCCUACCCACAACAAGCCCUUCUCCUCCAUGGACGUGCGCGUGCCACUCUCUCCUCUCUCCCCUGCAUCCUCUGCAAAAGCACCUGUUCUCCAGCGAGCUGUCUCGGAGCGAGUUGUGCCGCGUGCUGUUCACAAAGCAGGUGCUGGUGACGGGGUCGCAGGAGGAUGCAGCCACGCCCCCUGCCCAUAAAGCGGGGCUGUCAGAUAGCGAGUUGUGUCGGGUGCUGUUCACGAAGCAGGUGCUGGUGACGGGGUCGCAGGAGGAGGCAGCCACGCCCCCCGCGGGCCUCACAGAGCUGCCCUCCUGCCCCGUGUGCCUCGUAUGCUCGUUGGCGGAUGUGCACUCCCACUCGUCCUCUUGUACACGCCCCUCUUGCCCCAUGCGUGCAUGUGCCGUGUCAUGUCCUCUCUGCGUGCAUGUGCCGUGUCAUGUCCUCUCUGCGUGCAUGUGCCGUGUCAUGUCCUCUCUGCGUGCAUGUGCCGUGUCAUGUCCUCUCUGCGUGCAUGUGCCGUGUCAUGUCCUCUCUGCGUGCAUGUGCCGUGUCAUGUCCUCUCUGCAUGCAUGUGCCGUGUCAUGUCCUCUCUGCGUGCAUGUGCCGUGUCAUGUCCUCUCUGCGUGCAUGUGCCGUGUCAUGUCCUCUCUGCGUGCAUGUGCGGUGUCUUGUCCUCUCUGCGUGCAUGUGCCGUGUCAUGUCCUCUCUGCGUGCAUGUGCCGUGUCAUGUCCUCUCUGCGUGCAUGUGCCGUGUCAUGUCCUCUCUGCGUGCAUGUGCCGUGUCAUGUCCUCUCUGCGUGCAUGUGCCGUGUCAUGUCCUCUCUGCGUGCAUGUGCCGUGUCAUGUCCUCUCUGCGUGCAUGUGCCGUGUCAUGUCCUCUCUGCGUGCAUGUGCCGUGUCAUGUCCUCUCUGCGUGCAUGUGCCGUGUUAUGUCCUCUCUGCGUGCAUGUGCCGUGUCAUGUCCUCUCUGCGUGCAUGUGCCGUGUCAUGUCCUCUCUGCGUGCAUGUGCCGUGUCAUGUCCUCUCUGCGUGCAUGUGCCGUGUCAUGUCCUCUCUGCGUGCAUGUGCCGUGUCAUGUCCUCUCUGCGUGCAUGUGCCGUGUCAUGUCCUCUCUGCGUGCAUGUGCCGUGUCAUGUCCUCUCUGCGUGCAUGUGCCGUGUCAUGUCCUCUCUGCGUGCAUGUGCCGUGUCAUGUCCUCUCUGCGUGCAUGUGCCGUGUCAUGUCCUCUCUGCGUGCAUGUGCCGUGUCAUGUCCUCUCUGCGUGCAUGUGCCGUGUCAUGUCCUCUCUGCGUGCAUGUGCCGUGUCAUGUCCUCUCUGCGUGCAUGUGCCGUGUCAUGUCCUCUCUGCGUGCAUGUGCCGUGUCAUGUCCUCUCUGCGUGCAUGUGCCGUGUCAUGUCCUCUCUGCGUGCAUGUGCCGUGUCAUGUCCUCUCUGCGUGCAUGUGCCGUGUCAUGUCCUCUCUGCAUGCAUGUGCCGUGUCAUGUCCUCUCUGCGUGCAUGUGCCGUGUCAUGUCCUCUCUGCGUGCAUGUGCGGUGUCUUGUCCUCUCUGCGUGCAUGUGCGGUGUCAUGUCCUCUCUGCGUGCAUGUGCCGUGUCAUGUCCUCUCUGCGUGCAUGUGCCGUGUCAUGUCCUCUCUGCGUGCAUGUGCCGUGUCAUGUCCUCUCUGCGUGCAUGUGCCGUGUCAUGUCCUCUCUGCGUGCAUGUGCCGUGUCAUGUCCUCUCUGCGUGCAUGUGCCGUGUCAUGUCCUCUCUGCGUGCAUGUGCCGUGUCAUGUCCUCUCUGCGUGCAUGUGCCGUGUUAUGUCCUCUCUGCGUGCAUGUGCCGUGUCAUGUCCUCUCUGCGUGCAUGUGCCGUGUCAUGUCCUCUCUGCGUGCAUGUGCCGUGUCAUGUCCUCUCUGCGUGCAUGUGCCGUGUCAUGUCCUCUCUGCGUGCAUGUGCCGUGUCAUGUCCUCUCUGCGUGCAUGUGCCGUGUCAUGUCCUCUCUGCGUGCAUGUGCCGUGUCAUGUCCUCUCUGCGUGCAUGUGCCGUGUCAUGUCCUCUCUGCGUGCAUGUGCCGUGUCAUGUCCUCUCUGCGUGCAUGUGCCGUGUCAUGUCCUCUCUGCGUGCAUGUGCCGUGUCAUGUCCUCUCUGCAUGCAUGUGCCGUGUCAUGUCCUCUCUGCGUGCAUGUGCCGUGUCAUGUCCUCUCUGCGUGCAUGUGCCGUGUCAUGUCCUCUCUGCGUGCAUGUGCCGUGUCAUGUCCUCUCUGCGUGCAUGUGCCGUGUCAUGUCCUCUCUGCGUGCAUGUGCCGUGUCAUGUCCUCUCUGCGUGCAUGUGCCGUGUCAUGUCCUCUCUGCGUGCAUGUGCCGUGUCAUGUCCUCUCUGCGUGCAUGUGCCGUGUCAUGUCCUCUCUGCGUGCAUGUGCCGUGUCAUGUCCUCUCUGCGUGCAUGUGCCGUGUCAUGUCCUCUCUGCGUGCAUGUGCCGUGUCAUGUCCUCUCUGCGUGCAUGUGCCGUGUCAUGUCCUCUCUGCGUGCAUGUGCCGUGUCAUGUCCUCUCUGCGUGCAUGUGCCGUGUCAUGUCCUCUCUGCGUGCAUGUGCCGUGUCAUGUCCUCUCUGCGUGCAUGUGCCGUGUCAUGUCCUCUCUGCGUGCAUGUGCCGUGUCAUGUCCUCUCUGCGUGCAUGUGCCGUGUCAUGUCCUCUCUGCGUGCAUGUGCCGUGUCAUGUCCUCUCUGCGUGCAUGUGCCGUGUCAUGUCCUCUCUGCGUGCAUGUGCCGUGUCAUGUCCUCUCUGCGUGCAUGUGCCGUGUCAUGUCCUCUCUGCGUGCAUGUGCCGUGUCAUGUCCUCUCUGCGUGCAUGUGCCGUGUCAUGUCCUCUCUGCGUGCAUUGUGCCGUGUCAUGUCCUCUCUGCAUGCAUGUGCCGUGUCAUGUCCUCUCUGCGUGCAUGUGCCGUGUCAUGUCCUCUCUGCGCGCAUGUGCCGUGUCAUGUCCUCUCUGCAUGCAUGUGCCGUGUCAUGUCCUCUCUGCGUGCAUGUGCCGUGUCAUGUGUUCAAUCCCUCCUCCCGCCGCCACGCCUCCAUCUGCCCGCCGACGCGUCCGACCUCUGCGCCGACGCGGACGACCAGCGCGGCGACGCGGACGACCUGCGACCGCCGCGGACGGCCAGCGCGCGACCCCCGACGACCAGCGCGCUGCCGCGGACGGCCAGCGCGGCCUCGCCGACGGCCCGCGCGCUGACGCGGACGGCCAACGCGGCCCCGCCGACGACCCGCGCGCUGACGCGGACGGCCAGCGCGGCCCCGCCGACGACCCGCGCGCUGACGCGGACGGCCAGCGCGGCCCCGCCGACGACCCACGCGCUGACGCGGACGGCCAGCGCGGCCCCGCCGACGACCCGCGUGCUGACGCGGACUGCGAGCGCGGCCCCACCGACGAGCCGCGUGCUGACGCGGACAGCCAGCGCGCGGCCACGAAAGACCCGCGCGCCACCGCGGACGGCCAGCGCGCGGCCGUCGACGCCCCUGCGCCGACUGGUUAUACACUCCGCUCCGUCGUGUACCAGGAGGAAGGCGGACUCCAGCCCAUCGCCCCUUCUGCCCCCACCGGACCUCCUCCUGAUGAGCCCGGACCUGAGCCCGAGUCCCCUGGUGAUCCUCCCUCCUUCGCACCGGAUGUCAACAAUCCUCAAAGCGUGGAAACUGCCAUCCGUGCCUACCGCAACACACUCAACGACCACCUUCGCCGUCAACUGCGCUAUGAGGACGACAAGCGCGCCUACGACGAGGCUGCUGCCCGUCACCGCGACUACCACGCCCAACUCACCACGUACACUACACGCCUCGCUAGCUACACCUCCGACAUCGCUGCGUGGCGCAUUGCUGACCGCCGAGCUCUCGCCAUCCUCCUCGCCACUAUCCCCUCCUCCCUCAAGCGAGAACUCUCACCCACCUCCUCCUCCCACCUGUGGCAACUGCUUGUCGACCUCUUUGACCGGCAGGACAUCGCCACCCUCUAUGCCCUCAUCAAGGACUUUGGAUCCAUCACCAUGGAUUCCACUGCCGGCGCAGCCGCCUUUACUCGCCGCGUCCUUGACCUUGCUCGCCGCCUUGCAGCACUUGGUGUUACCUACCCUGACACCGUCAUCUGCUGCCACCUCCUCGAAGGCCUCACUCCUGCCUUCGAUGCCCACAAGCUGGCCUAUAUGCAACUCCUCUCCAAACAUGACACUCCCGCUCAAGUUGCCCAGUGGAUUAUCACCACCGAGGCAGAAAUCCUUCGCCACUCCUCCUCCACUGCCGCGGUAGCACAGCAGCGCAGCGGCAAAGGCGGACGUGGAGGGGGGCGUGGAGUCUUCGCCUUUUCCUCCGCACCCUCCACCUUCAUCCCAACCACGUAUGAGGAGGCCAUGGCUUGUCCCGACGCCCCGCUCUGGCUCGCCGCCAUCAUGAAGGAGCUCGAGGCCAACAUUGUGGGGUUACCUACUCCACAAGGCAUCUCCCCUUCUAUCAUCAUGUCCUCUCUGCGUGCAUGUGCCGUGUCAUGUCCUCUCUGCGUGCAUGUGCCGUGUCAUGUCCUCUCUGCGUGCAUGUGCCGUGUCAUGUCCUCUCUGCGUGCAUGUGCCGUGUCAUGUCCUCUCUGCGUGCAUGUGCCGUGUCAUGUCCUCUCUGCGUGCAUGUGCCGUGUCAUGUCCUCUCUGCGUGCAUGUGCCGUGUCAUGUCCUCUCUGCUUGCAUGUGCCAUGCCAUGUCCUCUCUGCGUGCAUGUGCCGUGUCAUGUCCUCUCUGCGUGCAUGUGCCGUGUCAUGUCCUCUCUGCGUGCAUGUGCCGUGUCAUGUCCUCUCUGCGUGCAUGUGCCGUGUCAUGUCCUCUCUGCGUGCAUGUGCCGUGUCAUGUCCUCUCUGCGUGCAUGUGCCGUGUCAUGUCCUCUCUGCGUGCAUGUGCCGUGUCAUGUCCUCUCUGCGUGCAUGUGCCGUGUCAUGUCCUCUCUGCGUGCAUGUGCCGUGUCAUGUCCUCUCUGCGUGCAUGUGCCGUGUCAUGUCCUCUCUGCGUGCAUGUGCCGUGUCAUGUCCUCUCUGCGUGCAUGUGCCGUGUCAUGUCCUCUCUGCGUGCAUGUGCCGUGUCAUGUCCUCUCUGUGUGCAUGUGCCAUGUCAUGUCCUCUCUGCGUGCAUGUGCCGUGUCAUGUCCUCUCUCUGUGCGUAUGCCGUGUCAUGUCCUCUCUACAUGCAUCUGUGCGUGCACCUACCCAUCCCCUCCCUGCCUGCUCUUUCAUCUUCAAGCAACCAUUCCCCCACUCCUCCCCUUUCCCACUCCACCCACGCGCCCCAAUGGCUGCUGCGUUCCCCCCCCCCCACACCACACCUGCUGUCACUCAUACCAGCUGUGCCUUCCGCAUGCCUGCCAGACAGCCGUCCGUCACACAAGUUGUGUGUCGCUACUGCCAGCAGCCGUCAGACAAGUCGCAGUGUGCAGUGUGCGGUUCACACGACAGCCUCUGGAUUUGCCUCAUCUGCGGCUUCGUGGGGUGUGGCCGAUAUCAAGGGGGCCACGCAGAGUCGCACUUCCGCACGUCGCAGCACUGCUACUCGCUGGAGGUGGCGUCGCAGCGCGUGUGGGACUACGUGGGCGACGCCUUCGUGCACCGCCUCGUGCUCUCCAAGACCGACGGCAAACUCCUUGCACACACCCAUGAGUGCCCAUUUUGUUCUCGCUUCUCCUUCUUCUCCUCCCACAUCUCCCUUGCACCCUCCGCUCUCACAUCUUCUUCCCGUCCUGGUGGCUUGUGGGUGGCCUAUGAGUACACGCACCUGCUCACCACGCAGUUGGACUCACAACGACUGUACUUUGAGGGGCUGUUAGCAGCAGCCAAGGCCGAGAGGGACGAGGCGGUGGCAGCAGCAGAGGCGGCGAGGGAGAGUGUGAAGGUGCAGAAGCUGCAGUCCCGGCUGGAGCGCGCCGAGCAGGAGAAGGAGUUUCUGAGGCAGGUGAACGACUCGCUAAUUAAGAACCAGAAGCAGUGGCAGGAGAAGUUCAAGCAGCAGGAGGAGAGGGUGAAGGCGGCAGUGGCUGCACGGGACGAGAAGAUCAAAGACCUGGAGGAGCAGGUGCGGGAUCUGAUGGUGUUCAUAGAGGCGCAGAAGAUCGUGGAGCGAGAGGGAGGAGCAGGAACAGCAGAGGGCAUCAGGGAGGGCACUGUGCUGGCUGUGGGGGGGGCGCCUGCUGCCGGGGAGAGAGGGGCAGGCAAGGCGCGGGGGCGGCACGGGAAGAGAAGAUGA